AUGACAACAACCAUACGUACACGAACUGGAUGCUGGACUUGCAAAAGACGCCACCGUAAGUGCGAUGAGGCAAAGCCGUAUUGCGUGAAUUGUACAAGAUCAGGAAAGGUGUGUUUGGGGUACGGUGUGAAGCUGGCUUUCGAUGUGGACGAUAGCAGGCAUACGGCUCUGAAGAAAGAUUCGAAAGGAAGAGAUGUUGUCGGCUUUCGUGGAAGGCCCCGUUUCAACCAUGAAGGGACCACUGAGCCUUCAAUAGUGGCCAGUAUUGUGCCCAAGAAGAAGGUGGGGAAGCCCACUAAUACCGAGCUGAGGCCUGUCUUCGAGUAUGAUCGAAAGACGUCUGCUGAUUUCAAAGCAAAGCCUACUCUACCGGCUAUACUGCAGUCUCAAACUCCACAUGAGUCCUCAAUGGUGAACCAGCAAUCCGUGGUCAAUUUCCACGGAACCUCGCUUACAGGACCAGGCUUUCUCACGUCAAGUGCAAUUCUUGGAUGGCUGGCAGAUUUCGACUCGUCUGCUACACUGACCAAGUUUAUUGAAGAUGUUGAUAACGACCAGAGUCUGGGACCUCAAGCCCAAAUUUCGGACGCUCGUAUUACUUCCACAGAAAUUGCUCCUAGUUCCAGAAUCAGAUUGCCCCCUUCAAGUCAAGAAAACCGACUGCUUGCCCAUUAUUUUUCAUCUUUGUUGCCUCUAUUUGAUAAUCUGGUGCAAUCUCCAAUUCCUCGAAUGACAAUAAAGUUUUGUGAUGCUGAGCUUGCCAAAAGCUGUUUCAUUGCACUUUCGAGUAUGCAUAUGUUUGCUAGAGAGAACAGACAAAACUUUCAUCAGUCGAGCAUCCAGCAUAUAGACAAGACAAUGGACCAUUUCAUAACCAACUUCACUAUUCCAGAAACGUCAUUGGUAAUGGGUCAUCCACAAAACGGGAGAAUUGUGGAUACCGUGAUUGAGCAUUUGCGACUUCAUGACCAAAAGCAGAUGUCGAGACUGCUCGUCCUACUAGCCAUCGUGCACACCAACUUACUAUUCAUAGUUCUAGAUUCAGGCAGAUCUGCGAUAUGUGACGUCUUUUUUGAAAUUGUUGGGCAAAUUACCAGAGACGAGGAGCUCCUUAGUCUUUGCCAAUGCGUCAAAGAGAGUUCCUUCGUCAUUGCAACGGUUUCGUGGUUUGAUAUAUGCACCGCUCUGACUUCCCAGAAAGUGCGAAAUGUGUACGCUUCUCGGAAAUGGAUCAGUGACUACGGGGAUACUAUAUUCAUUCUAUUUGGAUGCCCCGCUAAAAUAUGUGAAGCGUUGGUGGACAUGAUAGAAUUGAGGUGUACAAUGACCAAAGAUAAGAGUGGUUCUAAGCAGUCCAUCGAAUACCAGUACCACAGGAUAAAGAGCUCGUUGCUGAACUACCGUGAGUAUGCUACACAAACUACGUACUACAAUUUCAGGGAGGCAAUGAAGGGGUCACAUUGCUGGAGUAUGGCUUCAAUCACCUAUUUGAACAGAUUGGUUCCUUCCAAAGAACGGGAAAUGGAAAACAAAUGGCUGGUGAGCGAGUUCAUCGCGACCUACCAACAAUUACCCCAGAAGUCAAAGAUGGUCGCCCAGAUGCUUUGGCCGCUCUUCCAGAUAGGGUGCGAAUGUGAGGCCGAAGAAGACAGAACUGCCAUAAUGUCAUUUCUGGAAGUCUUGUACUUGAACAAUCGAAUGGGAAAUGUGACCACUUUGAUUUCAUUACUCAGAUGGACCUGGUCAUCGGGGGUCAAUUAUAGCGAGGUUUUAAGGGGUUCUUCCUGGCUAGGAGCCGGAAUUGAGCUUAUGCCAGUCUGA
Messenger RNA from Kuraishia capsulata CBS 1993, 1821 nucleotides. RefSeq lists its product as uncharacterized. Gene Ontology annotation, cellular component: nucleus. Bases 1 to 1821 code for a protein of 606 amino acids. The transcript is spliced from 2 exons. The record is from RefSeq and is a predicted model, not a curated record. Gene Ontology annotation, molecular function: zinc ion binding; transcription cis-regulatory region binding; DNA-binding transcription factor activity, RNA polymerase II-specific. Gene Ontology annotation, biological process: positive regulation of transcription by RNA polymerase II. Lineage: Eukaryota; Fungi; Ascomycota; Pichiomycetes; Pichiales; Pichiaceae.